Messenger RNA from Didymodactylos carnosus, 1065 nucleotides. Lineage: Eukaryota; Metazoa; Rotifera; Eurotatoria; Philodinida; Philodinidae. The record is from the annotation of a GenBank genome assembly.
AUGUCAACGUGUAUUAUUAUCUGGCGAUAUUUAGCUAUUCUAAUACUUGCUGUUUGGUUGUCAACAAUUUGUCGACCCUUAUUAGAACUUUUGGUUAAUCAUUUACCAUUGGUUAAUCGUUGUCGUGAAAAACGAUCUCGUUCAGCAGUAGCUGCUACAUUAAUAGUUUUCGUUGUUCUUCUAUUAAUCAUACCAAUUAUUGUAUUAUGUAUUGUAUUAAGUAGCUCAACAAUGGAUUUAGUUAAAAAUCUCUCAAAUUCAACAACUGUUCGUAGUGCUAUUAAUUUAAUUGUACCACCGAAUGAACAAAAAUCGAAUACAUCAUUAUUAGAUUUUACAAAGAAAACAACAAAUACAACAACAUUUAUUCAACGUCUGUUAUUAGAAAAAGAAACGAUUACAGAUUUUCUACAAUUAUUUGGUAUUAAAGCAUUGAGUAUUUUAUCAACUCUGGCAGGUGCAAUAGCACAAUUUGUUAUUGGAAUAUUAAUUUUUCUUGUUUCAACAUAUACAUUUCUAUUACACGGUGUUGAUUUGUGGGAAUGGAUUAUUCAUCAUAGUCCAUUAUCAAUGAAACAUAUGAACCGUUUAAAACAAGCAUUUCAUGAAACUGGUCGAGGUCUAUUAAUUGGUGUAUUUCUCACAUGUCUCGCACAAGGUGUUGUCGCAGCAAUUACUUAUCUUUGUUUACGUAUUUCACGUUGGUAUGCUUUAGGACUAUUAACAGGACUUUGUUCACUGAUACCUAUUGUAGGAACAGGACUCGUUUGGAUUCCAAUAACCAUUGGACUAUUUUUACAAGCACAAUAUACUCGAGGUACAAUUCUCAUUGUUGUAGGUAUUUUGGGUAUCGGAUCUAUUGAUAAUCUUCUUCGACCAUUAUUUUCAAAAAUGGGUUCAUUACAAAUGUCAACAUUGGUUUUACUUCUGACAAUUUUUGGAGGAUUAGAACUUUUGGGUCCAUGGGGUGCUCUUCUUGGACCGUUAAUUGUACGACUGGCAACAGAAACAUUGGUGCUUGUGCGUGAAGAUGAGGAUGAACAAGAACAAUCAAUUGAAAACUAA